AGGUCUGAUAGAUUCGACCGUUGCGAUCUUCAACGUCGGAGGCAUCGUGCCAGGACGAACCUUCAAGCUGACGCGCCUCCUGCGGCCCUUCAUCUUCCUGGCCUUCACCACGAACCUGCGGGAGGCCGCGGAGCGGGUGGUGCGGUCCGUGCCGUGGUUCGCCGACGUGCUCUUCACAUUGGCCCUCUGCCUCUUCUUCUUCGUCUGGGUGGGCAUCGAUUUGCGCAGACGGCUGGGGGCAGGGUGCACUUUCCGUCGUGGGCGGAGUCGUUCUCGAACAUGAUCCUCUUCACCACCGCCAACAACCCAGACGCGUGGGUGCAGAUCUACGUGCAGCACAGGAACUCCCGAUUGCAUUCUUCUUCUUCGCCAGCUACAUCGUAUUGACUGUCUACCUUCUAAACAACCUCAUCCUGUCCUCAAUCUACGACGCCUACAAGGAGCAGCUGACAAACAUGGUGGUCAAAGCAGACCAAAACACGCAAACUUCGCUGGAGGAGGCCUUCGAACUGCUUAAGGAC
Molecule: messenger RNA, 521 nt
Organism: Prorocentrum cordatum
Lineage: Eukaryota; Dinophyceae; Prorocentrales; Prorocentraceae
Source: the annotation of a GenBank genome assembly